This is a messenger RNA of Babesia ovata, 651 nucleotides long. RefSeq names its product glutaredoxin. The transcript is spliced from 4 exons. The record is from RefSeq and is a predicted model, not a curated record. NCBI's taxonomy places the organism in Eukaryota, Apicomplexa, Aconoidasida, Piroplasmida, Babesiidae. Bases 1 to 651 code for a protein of 216 amino acids.
AUGCCCAUUCGGCCAUGGAUGCGCAUAUUCGAAGGCAUUGGUCGGCGCGGUGUCCGUCUAAGCUGCUCGAUAACAGACAGAUUCAACACAGUGCUUCGUAAAACUGUCGCAUUUGCAGCCAUUAGUAUCUGCGGUGCAUACGCAGCACAAGUUGUCUAUCCGUCGCGCUUCUUAGGCAGUAGCCCCUUCCCAGCUAUUGCGUGCUGCAAAGAAGCCGUGCAGAAUGAGGAACAUGGAAACCAUUCAACCUACGCACCGUCUGGGUGUAACCCCCAAGACCACCACCAACAGGAAGCUGCGGAAUCCAACGCCAAAGAUUCUUUACAGAAUCUGGAAUUAACACCUGCAGCCGAGGCAAGAAUACGGCUCGAAAUAUCGCAGUACGACGUAGUACUAUUCAUGAAGGGGACCGCCUCAAAACCAGCGUGCAAAUUCAGCAGACAUGCGCUCGACAUAUUAAAGGCGUCGAGGGUACCGACCAUACGCACGGUGAACGUGCUCGAAGACCCGGAGCUCCGGGCUGGCAUAAAGUGCUUCUCCGAGUACCCGUACAUACCACAGCUCUAUGUGCGAGGGGUGUUCAUCGGAGGACUAGAGAAGAUAAUCGCAAUGCAUGAGGAUGGAUCCCUGAAGAAGUGUAUGGAAGGUUAG